UUAAAGACACUGUAUUUCUGAGAGGUUGAGGUCCUCACGAUCGCAAAAUGGCACGCGGAUAGUAAGAAUUAUCAAGAAAUAUAAUAAAAAAUAUUCACGGCGAACGAUCGUACCGAAUAACGAUGGCGUCGGCUUAUAUUAAAGAUGAACAAGGAGGAACAUUCAUCCCUGCCAGUCAACGUCCAGAUGGCACAUGGCGUAAGCCACGCCGUGUAAAAGAUGGUUAUAUACCUCAAGAAGAAGUUCCACUAUAUGAAAGUAAAGGUAAACAGAUAAAAAAUAAACCCAUAUACCCAAUAGGUGCAAGUCCAGAAUUCAUAGCAGAGCACAAAGCUAAACAGGAAGCAUUACUAGCAACAAAGUCCAAAACUGUUCCUGGUGCUCAAGUUAAAACAGAAGUUAAAAAGAAGAAGAAAAAGAAUAAAAACAAAACAACUGAACGUAUAACAGAAGAACUGGCUAAAACCAAGCUCUUAGAAGCAGAACAAAAAAAAGAAUCCUUGUCACAUAAUAAUAAACAACCCAGUGGAAAGUCUGUAUUGAACAAUCAAACUCCAACAUCCAAACCAAAUGUUUUAACUCAGUCUGAAACUUUAAUAUCGGAUCCACAAAAGAGAAUAAAAAAUUUAAAGAAAAAACUUAGAGAAAUUGAAACACUGGAAGAAAAGAUAAAAAGUGGAUUGUUAAAAAAUCCAGAAAAAGAAAUACUCGAUAAGCUAGCGAGAAAAGCCGAAAUUUCGAAAGAAAUAAAACGAUUAGAAACAAGUCAAUAG
Molecule: messenger RNA, 773 nt
Organism: Habropoda laboriosa
Lineage: Eukaryota; Metazoa; Arthropoda; Insecta; Hymenoptera; Apidae
Gene: Pym
Product: partner of Y14 and mago
Exons: 3
Coding region: 123-773 (216 amino acids)
Biological process (GO): exon-exon junction complex disassembly
Cellular component (GO): exon-exon junction complex; cytoplasm
Molecular function (GO): RNA binding
Source: RefSeq, a predicted model, not a curated record